AUGCGUCCCGCGUUCCUUUCGCUUUGCUUUGCGGUCCUCUCGCAAGCGUGGUUGGGCUUUGCCUCUCCUGUUCCUGUCGGAGAGCUCGAAGCUCGCCAGAGUGGUAUCGAUUCCACCACCUAUGGCAACCUCGAACGGUUUGCGAAGCAUUCUUCUGCCGCUUACCAGCUCCUUGGGUGCCCUCGGCCUGUAGGAACCACGCUGGUCAAGUAUAUUGACAGAUCUGGGACACAAGGGUACAUCUCCCGCGACGACUCGAGGAAGGAAAUCAUCGUCUCCUUCCGUGGUUCGAUGAGUGUCACCGACGCCCUUGUUGACCUCGCGAUAAUUAUGGUCCCGCUGAAGUCCACCGGCAUCACUAACGUUGGCGAUGCGCAUGUCCACACCGGCUUCCAAUUCGCGUACAACGUCGUCGCCGAUGAUGUUAUCUCGACUGUCAGGAAUCAAUACAACUCGCGCUCCGGUUAUACCAUCGUUGUUACUGGCCACUCUCUCGGAGGUGCUGUCGCUUCGAUGGCUGCAAUUUCUCUCAAAGCCGCUCUUCCCAACGCUCCCUUGAAGCUUUACACCUAUGGACAACCCCGUGUUGGCAAUGCUGCCUUCGCUAGCUUGGUUGAGAGCCGCGUUGGCGUCAACAACAUCUUCCGAAGUGACUGUGCACACCUACGGUUAGUUCUGCGCGCCUUGAGCGCCAACGGCAUAUGGAAUCAAGCGCUGACUACUGUUGCAGAUGGCGUCCCCACUGUCUUGUUCAAGGCUCUUGGCUACCGUCACUUUGCUACUGAGUACUGGAACUUCCAAGAUCCUCGUAAGUUGACGUUGUGCCAGUUGCUCGAUGGUCCCGUGCUUACUGUGCCUUCCAAUCCAGCCAAUGCUGCCAACACCAGGAAGUGCAAUGGAGGCGACGACCCCAAGUGCAGCGACUCCAUUCCCUCAACUUUCAUCAACCCCGCUCAUGUUUACUACUUCGGCGAAGCUCGGACGGAUAUUGACUCCCCCAUCGCAGUUAUGGGCCUCAACCCUCUCCUCUGCCUGUAA
Molecule: messenger RNA, 1038 nt
Organism: Coprinopsis cinerea okayama7#130
Lineage: Eukaryota; Fungi; Basidiomycota; Agaricomycetes; Agaricales; Psathyrellaceae
Product: lipase
Exons: 8
Coding region: 1-1038 (345 amino acids)
Biological process (GO): lipid metabolic process
Source: RefSeq, a predicted model, not a curated record